Trypanosoma conorhini is the source of this 354-nucleotide messenger RNA. Its product is annotated as retrotransposon hot spot (RHS) protein. The annotation marks the transcript as partial. The record is from RefSeq and is a predicted model, not a curated record. NCBI's taxonomy places the organism in Eukaryota, Euglenozoa, Kinetoplastea, Trypanosomatida, Trypanosomatidae. The transcript has a single exon.
AGAGCAGGCGGUGAAGAUAAUACGUUUGUCGGGCUGCAAGUGAGAAAGCAAGAUGUUCCCCACACCACCGCCAGUGAGGUGGCUGCAUUCAUGAACUACAUGAGGCGCAACUUCAAUAACUGGAAGGUGCUGAAGGAAGCGAUGGAGUGGGAGAUCAUUUACAUCCAGCACACUGCGUGCACGCCGAUGAGGACAAGGCAGCAGUGUAUUAUCUCGGAGGAGGAAAAGCGGAGUCGAAGUUUUAAGAGUGCCAGCGAUUUCUGGGAGAGAAAGGUGGAGCAGUACCAGGUGCAACUUGACGCGGAGGUUGCUGGCCAACUGCAGGCUGCUGCCGAUAAAUGCCGCUUCUUAUAG